Molecule: messenger RNA, 1188 nt
Organism: Aspergillus fijiensis CBS 313.89
Lineage: Eukaryota; Fungi; Ascomycota; Eurotiomycetes; Eurotiales; Aspergillaceae
Exons: 4
Coding region: 1-1188 (395 amino acids)
Source: RefSeq, a predicted model, not a curated record
AUGGUUCGAGAUUUGGACCUUCAACCUUCGUAUCCCAUUGAACCUAAGCCCUACAUCCCGGGCCCCAUUCGAUUUUUUCAGGAGCAGACGGGGCUAGCCGCCCUGCAGGUCGAAGUAAACAGCAUUGCUUAUCAUCUGCGAUCUUCGUGGAUUCGCCAUGCUCUUACCGAUCCCUGUUUGUUCCACGCGACACUUUACACGGCCUCGGCCGAGAUGGACGCUAUGCGUGGGACGCAAGGCACCACCACAAACUACGCUACCCUGUACCAUCAGACCAAUACGAUUCGACUGUUGAACCGUCGCCUGGUCCAUGGGGGCCUAAUGGACGAUGCGACGAUAGCCUCUGUGCUUCUUCUGGUAAUAAGUGGGUCCAUUGAAAAAGACCCGGAUGCGACCGAAGCCCACCGACAGGGCCUCCUCCGAAUGGUAGCACUGCGAGGGGGACUCAAGCAACUAGGAUUCGACGGCAUUCUGGCCGAGAUGAUUGAGAUGAACAUGGUUCUUCCCAUGGUCGUCUUCGGCCAGACCGACUCCGCGCUGCCGGCGCCCGUCAGCCCGGCUGAAGCCCUACCCGACAGCCUCCCGAGCCUCGCUCUCGCCCGACUGCGCCGGGGCGGCUCGAGAAUCAAUCCCACCCUACAAUCGCAGCUAUUGCGCGUCCUCGAGCACAUCCAGGACCUCUUCCACGCCCUCGUGCAACCCAGCGAGUCUUCCAACCUCUGGACGCUACUCGACAACGGCUCCCCGACCGUCGAGUUCACCACGACCGGGGACAGCAGCGAGACCUCCUUCCUCCGCCCCUGCCAGCUCUCCAUGACCCUCCUGCGAACGCUGGCAGAUCCCAGCCUCCCUUGGCAUCCCGACACCAUCGCCGUCCUCCUGCGCGACCUCAACACCAGCAUCGCCCAGACCGAUCCGGCCACGCGCCCCCGCUACGCCCCUGAGGCUAGUCUCUGGGCCACCGCCCUCGGCAUGGCCGUCUCCCCGGAUGUCCACGGACGUCUGACCUUCUUGAUCAACGAGCGCUGCGUCGUUCUUGCCGUCUCCAACUCCAAGACCACGGCCCUGCAGAGCUUUUCUUCGACUGUUACUGCCGGCUUCGUGCCCUCGUCGAGCUUCGUCAGCCUCCGACUUUGUCACCCCUGCCUUCCACUCCUCCCUCCAUACCAUUCCCUCUCGAGUAGCUGA